This is a messenger RNA of Aphis gossypii (cotton aphid), 1143 nucleotides long. RefSeq lists its product as uncharacterized. Gene Ontology annotation, molecular function: cysteine-type deubiquitinase activity; cysteine-type endopeptidase activity. Gene Ontology annotation, cellular component: cytosol; nucleus. The coding region runs from base 1 to 1143 and encodes 380 amino acids. Gene Ontology annotation, biological process: protein deubiquitination. NCBI's taxonomy places the organism in Eukaryota, Metazoa, Arthropoda, Insecta, Hemiptera, Aphididae. The record is from RefSeq and is a predicted model, not a curated record. The transcript is spliced from 2 exons.
AUGGGCAUAGAUACUUUCAAGGAAAUAGAAAAAUAUUCUGAGACUGUUGAUGACCAAAUUGUACAAGAAGAAGUCAAAAACAAUUUUAUUAAACCAAACGUUCCAGCAAUCGAUGGAUUUCCUGUGGAAAAAUCAAAAAAAUCGAUUAAAUCAACUAAGGUCAAUAGUAAUACUCUCAAAGUUCCAGAAAAUUGCAACAUAAGCUCAGAUUCAUUAUUAGAAACAAUAAGUGAUAAUGCAACUGUGUCAAAAAAUCCAAAAACAAUAAAAAUAUCAAGUAUUAAGAAUAAAGUUGUAAUAACAUCAAGUAGUACAUUUUGUGAUUUUACUAACACUGAUGGUGUAUCAUGUUAUGCUAAUUCUGUCAUACAGGUUCUUUUUAAUUAUCAAUCUCUUGUAAAUGAAAUUCGCAAUAAUCAACUCGGACCAACACUUAAACAUAGCCUACAUGAAUAUACAAGUAACAGUGGAUCAUGUGAUACUCGAACAAUCAGAGAAUAUUUGGACAAUGAGACAAUAUUAUAUACUUUGCAACUGCAACAAAAUUGUAUAGAAUUUUUAGAAGCACUUAUGGACCGUAGUAGACCUACAUUUGAAUCUUUAUUUGGAUUUCAAGAAUUGUAUACCAUUCGUUGCCAUACUUGUAAACAUACAACAGCCAACAAUGCACCUACAAGUUUGAUUCUACAUUUUGAGAUUCCACAGCACAGAUCACAAACUUUGCAAACAUUAUUUUCAACAAAUCAAAAUGUUUGGAAUACAUUAGAUGACUACAAAUUUAAUAAUUGUAAUAACAUCGGAAGUUCUGAAGAUAAAAAUCAGAUAAUAGUGGCAAAUGAGUAUAUAGUAAUUCAACUAAAACUAUUUAUUCCAACAUUUGUAAAUGGUCAAUUUGUUCCCAACAAGAUAACAGAUCUAAAACUUAGUGGCGUACCCACCUCUAUUUUGGAAAUUGCUGGAGCACAAUACAAAACUCAAGCUGCAAUAUUACAUAUGGGAGAAAACACGAGUUCUGGCCAUUACAUUGCAUACCUGAGACAAGGAACUUCCAAUUGGGUUUGCGCCAAUGACACAAUAGUUGCAGAAAAAAGAUGGCCAAACAACAGCAAAGAUGUAUAUGUUAUCAUUCUAAAAAGAAUGUAA